Molecule: messenger RNA, 1019 nt
Organism: Coffea arabica (coffee)
Lineage: Eukaryota; Viridiplantae; Streptophyta; Magnoliopsida; Gentianales; Rubiaceae
Source: RefSeq, a predicted model, not a curated record
AAGAAAGAAACUAUAAAAACGGUCUCCCGCUAUUACCUCCCCUCUGGACAACACAAACGAUACCUCAUCUUUCACUACUCAUCAUCAUAAACAUCUUUCUUUCUCUUCCCCCCAACCAUUUCUCUGAGCUCCUCCACUCUUCCCUCUACUUGCUCAAAUCUUCCAUGGACAACAACAAAAAUCCCCGCAGCUCUGUCAUAAUAGUCGGGGCAGGUAUCUCAGGGAUAUCGGCGGCGAAGGUGUUAGCGGAAAAUGGCGUGGAUGACAUGUUGAUAUUGGAGGCGUCAGACCGGAUAGGCGGGAGGGUAAGGAAGGAGGAAUUCGGCGAGGUCACGGUUGAGCUCGGCGCCGGUUGGAUUGCCGGUGUGGGUGGCAAACAAUCUAACCCCGUUUGGGAACUCGCCAAACAAUCCAACCUCCGCACUUGCUUCUCCGAUUAUAGCUACGCCCGCUACAACAUCUAUGAUCGGAGUGGGAAGAUUUUUCCAAGUGGAAUAGCGGCGGACUCAUAUAAAAAGGCGGUGGACUCCGCAAUCCAGCGGUUGAGUCAGGAGGCCAACCAUGACGCUUCCACUGCUCAUGAUGUGUCAGUUCUUGCUGAAACGCCGUCCACUCCAAAGACUCCUAUUGAGCUGGCAAUUGACUUUAUUCUGCAUGAUUUUGAAAUGGCAGAGGUUGAACCAAUAUCAACAUAUGUGGAUUUUGGAGAUAGAGAAUUCUUGGUUGCUGACCAAAGAGGGUAUGAGCAUUUGCUCUAUAAAAUGGCAGAAACCUUUCUUACUACCAAGGAGGAUAAGAUAUUGGACAGCCGUUUAAAACUCAAUAAGGUUGUUCGGGAAUUACAGCACUCGAGAAACGGCGUUUCGGUGACAACGGAGGAUGGUUGCGUUUACGAAGCCAAUUACGUGAUUUUGUCCGUUAGCAUUGGUGUCCUCCAAAGCAACCUUAUUUCCUUCAGACCCCCCUUACCCGUUGAAGAGGAGGCCAUUAUUGAUGGACAGUUUAGCUGCCUUUAUUAA